AAAGGGUUAAGAACAAUCGAAGAACGGCGACGAAGAUUUCUGAUUUGGCAGUUGCCAAAUGGCACCUCACAUUUUCUUCUGUUUGCGCGGCGAAGUGAAGAAAGAGAGAGAUUUCAGAUAAGAAGACCAAAACCACUGCGGAGGAAAAAUUCCCGCCCUCUUUCUCUCUACCUCGCUUCUUCCAUAGGGUUUCUUCUCUCUUCUCGGCCAUCUCUUCCGCAGCAUUUCUCACAAACUUCGCAGAAUUCGUUUCUGCAAUUGUUUCGAAAUUAUCUGCUUUCUCGUCGGUUUCUGUGGGCGUGUAUGAUUGGAGGAGCUUCUCUGCAGAUGUUUUUAUUCCCAGCGGUGUAAAACUUCUUCCUUCGCGUACAAUACAUUUGCAUAGUCUCAAUGGUUUGCUCAGUUGGAAGUGUGAGAAUGGCGGUGAUGACAAGGCUUCUGGCUGCUGGGAGUUUCUCGCGAACUAUUGCAGGAAUAAUGCCAUCUUCUGAGUUACAUUUCAUCUAUAAUUCAGAGUCAUAAUUAAUGUCCUUUUACUAUCGAGCAGAGGAAGCUGGUCAUCAGAAAUUAGCGUCUGAAUUUCUCUGCAGAGAAAUUCGUGAUGCAGAUGAAGCAAAUUUAAUUGAUGAAGAAGAUAUGCACGUUUUUGGUUUGAAGCCCAUGACCGAUCCUCUGAAUUUGGUUUGCUGCAAUAUCUGUAAGAAGCCAGUAAAGGCCAGCCAAUACAUCAUUCAUUCUGAACUUUGCAGGUCAUUAGGUUUGGGACAAGGAGCUAUUAUGGACCUUGAUGGUGGGAUGGGCCAUAGAAAACACUCGAGGAAGGAGAGGAAAAAGCUAUUACCUGCUGAUGCUAAUAUAUCAGCUCUGGAGAAAGAAGGAUCUGAAUCAGCAUAUGCUGAUUAUUCUGCUUCCCCUGCAUUUCCAACUAAUAACCAAUUUGAAAUGGUCAAGUUAACAAAAAGAAAUACCUACAAUGUGGCGCCUAUACCCGAUGAUUUUACAGGAGUCUGUCCUGGUGUUGUAGAUCAUUCAGCUAGUUUGACACAUCCUUCCACAAAGCGGUCCAAAUUGAUAACUGGUGAAGGACUGUUACUGACAUCUGAUUUAGAGCCAUCGUCAGCUAAAGCAAAAAUUAGAUAUGUUCCGUUUCCUCUUGCAAGUAAAAUAUAUUACUCUCAAAGAAAUAAUCAUUUACGUUCUGCGCUUGGUUAUCUUUACUGGGAGGCUGUUGCAUCUAGCAAGGAAAUUUGUAAUACGGUGGAUCAUGAAAUGACGAAGGAAAAUGUAAAACAAUUUGAUAAUUCUUCUCAGGAGGAGUCGUCCCAAGAACAAACAAAUGAGAUUAUUGGAAAGAAGGGAAAACUUAAAAGAAAGUUGCAUCACGAACAUCAGAUGGAUAGUCAUUCCUUAACCUCUGCAUUGAAACCUGACAACAAUCUGGCCAUAUUCUCAUCUGGAAAAUGUCUGCCUGCCGGUGGUGCCUCAAAUCAGUUUGUUGUUGGCAGCAGUGUUGCAUGGCCACAGAUUGCUCCAGUUGAAUUGACACAGAAAAAACUAUCCACCUAGACGGCUAGUCCUAACUAUUUUGAAGAUAUUUCAGGCAAACCAUUGUAGACUAGGCAACAGCCAAGCGGAAGUGUCCUUGUUGUAUAGAAGUCUUGGUGGCACGUUUUUGUAGGCACAGUGCUAUAUGUAAUUAACCCUAAACUUGAGGUUAGGACCAUAAACCUUGUUUUUUAUAUUGGCAAUGAAAAUCAUUUGAAAUUGUUCAUUCUA
Molecule: messenger RNA, 1776 nt
Organism: Cucurbita moschata (crookneck pumpkin)
Lineage: Eukaryota; Viridiplantae; Streptophyta; Magnoliopsida; Cucurbitales; Cucurbitaceae
Exons: 13
Coding region: 526-1566 (346 amino acids)
Cellular component (GO): SAGA complex
Source: RefSeq, a predicted model, not a curated record